Molecule: messenger RNA, 1986 nt
Organism: Canis lupus familiaris (dog)
Lineage: Eukaryota; Metazoa; Chordata; Mammalia; Carnivora; Canidae
Product: protein FRG2-like-1
Exons: 4
Coding region: 481-1320 (279 amino acids)
Source: RefSeq, a predicted model, not a curated record
UGAGAAGGAUACUGAAAACAUGUUUUUCACCGAUAUGGAAGAAACCCUUCUGAUGAGCCUACGUAAUCCUCUUGCCCUUCCUUGGGCAGCACUCGCUUCUCAUUUCACCAGGGAAGAAGCCACAGAAUCUAGCAGGGUCUUAAAUACUUGUGACUGGGAGUUGGGCCAGAAAAAAGGGAAGAGUCUUCUCCAUCUUCUAUCCCUCUGCCCCUAGUUUUGCUGUCCUGCUUUUUUGACACCAUGACAGGACCCUGCAAAGGACCCUUAGCUGUGUGAGGCUCCGCAGCGGAAGUACAACCCCCAACGUCCCUCCUCUCAGACCAGUCCAGGUUCUGAAAGGUGAUAAGAAGAUGGAAUAUUUCCAGCCAAUCAGAGCAAGCCACGCCCUUGGGGGGGGCUAUAAAAGGCAGGUCCUAGCAACCAGUCCACAGUUCGGUGUCCGAACGUCACAGAGGGAGGAUCGUCCCUGUAGACUUUAAGAUGCACUUGGGAAUUGAAGGCAUAGACGCCCACAGCCCCUCCACGCAACACCCCACAGACCAAACGCCCUGCCAGCAGAACUCUAAAGAAAGAGGCUCAGAUGUGGAGGAGAAAUCACUCGAAGGAAAAGAGGAGACGUUCUCUUCCCUGUUAAGACAGGGUUGCACCCAAGGGCAAGGGUCAGAGCCAGAGACAGAUGAGGAGAACUCCAAGGAAACUGAGCUUAAAAGACACAGCAGUAGCUCUGGAUCAGAAUUGGAAGGCUGCUCCAGUUGGGAGGGCUCCAGGAAGAGAAAAAUCAGUUCCAGCGACAGCACCUGUGAUGGAGCAGGGGCCUCUCCAGCAGAUGAGGGCAGUGUGACUCCGGGAAAGAAGAAACGGAGGGCGUCUGACCAUGGCCGCAGCAGCGAGAGCCAGGGGACCGCGCCCGCCCGCCCCGGGAGACGCUGGGCGCGGGGCUCGGGGCGCAGCAGGCGGGGCAGACACAGCCCUCGGGGAGACCGGCCGCCUCCACUUCGGAAGGCACUGGUGACCACCCUGCGCGCCCUGUCUGAGGCCAUCUAUCAGGACGUCGCUCAGGUGUGCGAGCUGCAGAAGCAUUCCCCGCUGACCUGGGAGGAGCAAUUCGGACUCGGGCAGCUCUGGGGGCCUCUGUACUCGGCUUUGCAGACCGUCUACACCAUGGCCAACCAGGCGGCCUACGCCUUCCCGGCCGAGAGCUGGCUGCUCCCAGGCCCGCCGCAGGACCCCGGGCCCCAGGUUCCAGCUGCGGAUGGACGAGAAGCCCUGGGCUCCCCGGGGGAGAGACGCGGGCCCACCCCUCCCCGGGGCCAGAGCUAGGCUGCCGCAGCUCGCAGCUCGGUUAGGGUCGCAGAGCCGUGCGUGCAGCUCUUGCAGCUCCGGGGGUGAGCACACAAUCCUGCUACCGCUCAGAGUCCCAGAAACCAGCAGGGCGUGUUUUAGACACAGGGUGUCAGUAAGUGAUAGAACUUGGGGUCCUAGGAAAGGUACUCGAAACAUGGACUCAGAACGGGGAGAUGAUGAAGUUUCAAUUUCAUGUUAGACAUUUUCCUGUAUUUUGAGAAUCUUAAGACAGCCAAGCGCUAUUUUAUGAGAACAAAGAUCAGGGUGCAAUUCAUAUGUAUUUGCGUAUUCUAAGUGUAGUGAAGUAAGCAUGCUUAUUAUAUCCUCCCCUUUGAUCCUGAAAAGGCUGUAAGUCUUCCCAUUCCAGGAGUGGAGGCCACAGGCUGGGGUAACAUUCUGUGUGGAGAAGAUGGCUGUAUUUAUUGUUCAGUUUGAUGAACUCAUGGUGAAGUCACCAUGUUCAGUUAUUUUAUAUAAAAUCUGAGUCAAGAUAUAUUGUUAAUGACCAUAUGUAUUUAUUCCUACAGCUGGCUCAUAUUAUAUGCCUAAUUUAAAAUUUUCUUCUAUUUUAUAAAUUUCAAGUUAUCCUGCUUAUGAGAGGAUAUUAAAACUAAUGUAGAUACUCAUUUUUUAUAGAUUUUA